GAUUCACAGUUUUGGGCGUGAUGACGUACGGCUUACGUCAUGCCGUUCGAACGCGUAGCGGCGGUCUCUGCAGCGCGAGCAAAAGAGCGAUUCAUCAACAAGCAAACUCACAGACCUUCAGAAUCCACACAGCUGCUACCAAAACCGAAAAUUAAACUCUGUACGACGACAGAAUGAGGUGCUGUCAUGGAUAAAAUCGUUCUGGACUCGUAGGAGACGGAAGUCAGUUCGUUCUAGUAACGUUAGUUUGUGAGCUAACGCACAGUCCGUUAACUGUCAACAGGUGAAUCCGAACUGUGAAGUAAACAAUAAUGUCAUCCAGAGCUCUGUGGCAGCAGCCGUAUGUGAAUAUCUUCAAGCACAUGAAGAUAGAAGAAUGGAAGAAAGUCAGCAAAGAGGGAGACGUCUCCACAUACAUGGAUAAAAGCCUGAAGUGUUCUGUGUUCCGGGUCCGUGGCUCCAUACCGGCCAGUAACUACAUCCUCCUGCCCAAAACCAGCAGCCAGUCUCUGUGUCUCACCGGACGAUACCUUUACCUGCUGUUCAGACCCAGCCCAAACAAACACUUCAUUGUGCACCUAGACAUUGCUGCUGAGGAGGGUCAGGUGAUCCGUGUGUCGUUCUCUAACAUGUUCAAAGAGUUCAAGUCCACGGCGACAUGGCUGCAGUUCCCUUUUCUGUGUGGAGCUGCACACGGUUCACUGUAUGAGAAUACGGCCAGUACUGCUAAACAAGGUUUAGUGGGCCCAGCGCCACCGAGCACGAGGUGGACAUGCUUGACAAUGGAUCUACAUUAUGUGCUCUCGGUUUACCUCAACAGAACCCACAGUCACCUAAAGAGCAUCAAACUCUGUGCCAAUAUGUCUGUUAAAAAUAUCAUCACCAGCGACCUGCUGUUUGACCCUGGUCUGUCAUUCUCUGAGUACAGGCAAUCUGGUGUGAUGUUGCCAGAUUGCACUGCACCGAUGCCAAGAGAAAUGUGUUUCCCUGUACCGAAAGGCCAGAGAUGGCACGACUUGUAUGAUUACAUUAGGUUUCCCUCAGAUGGAACAAAGCUACCAUUUGAUUCCAUACAAAAAGGAUCCAGCAGUGAAACUCAAAUCUCAGCCGAAAAAAGUCCUCAAAUAGAAGAGAGUCAUGCUGUAAAGAUCAGCAAACCUGUACAAGAUAGAGUCUCCCUCAUUCAGCAGAUCACCACCCCCAAGCCUGCGAGACGCACUAAGCAACGUUCGGCAAACCAGACAAAGCAUCUGCCUGAGCUGAAUUAUACACACUCUAGAGGCUCAGAGAGCCCGGGGUCACCGGGUCAAAGGUCGCAGGUGGACGAACAGGUCACAGUCGUGCGUGCUGAUGAUGCUGGAGUACAUGUCUACGCUCAUUGUGAGGAUGAUGUCUAUACUCACACGACAGACAGUGAGGAGGAAAUCACAGUCAUCAAUGCAGCGUCUCCUCGGCCUGUCUCUCUGUCUUCUGACCAACCAGUGAAGAAACCUCAGAAAUUGUAUCCUGACCCCAUUCUGAAGUUGAACCGAAUUAUUGGCUUCGGAGGAGCUACAAUGAGAUGUGCUGUGUGGAGUUCUGAUGGAGAGGAAGUUGUGUAUCCUUGUCACGCCGUUAUCGUCAGCAUGACGGUUUCUUCCGGACAACAGAGAUUCUUCAUUGGACACACAGAUAAGGUCUCAGCUCUGGCGUUAAAUACAAGCUCUGCAUUGUUGGCAUCAGCUCAGAUGGGCGCAAACAGUCUGAUUCGUCUCUGGAGCUACAGCAGAGGAGUGUGUCAGACCAUCAUUCCUACACACACACAUGCUCUGAAUCUGCUCAGUUUCUCUCAGAGUGGAGGAGUUCUGUGUGGCGUAGGGAAAGACAGCCACAACAAAACUACGGUGGUCCUUUGGAACACUCGGCGUGUGGCAGAAGGAAGUGUGGUUCCAGUCUUAGCUAAAGCACACACAGAUGUGGACAUCCAGACAAUGAAAAUAGCGUUCUUUAAUGAAACACGUAUGGUUUCGUGUGGUUUAGGUAACAUACGUCUGUGGCGUGUGCGUGGCGGUUCUCUACGCUCUUGUCCGGUGAAUCUGGGACAGUAUCACAAUUUAGAGUUUACUGACCUCGCCUUCGAGCAAGGACACACUCAGGACCGUCCAGUGGAUGAGCGCACACUGUUUGUCAGCAGUAGGAGUGGUCACAUCCUGGAGAUCGAUUAUGUUGCUGUGGCGAUAAAAAACAUCAGGAGGCUCCUCCCAGCUCAGGAGACCCACGCCCACCACAGGGAGAAACAGACCUUUAGCACAGGUGCCGGUAUUGCAGUGAACAGCAUCAGUGUGUGUGAUGAAUUCUGCGUUACUGGUUCAGAGGACGGAUUCAUGCGUCUGUGGCCUCUUGACUUCUCAUCUGUUUUCUUAGAGGCGGAGCACGAGGGGCCUGUCAGUUUGGUGUGCGUGUCCUCGGACGGCUCGAGAGUUCUAGCCGCCACAACCACAGGGAAUCUUGGGUAUCUGGAUGUCAGUAGCCGUGGUUACCGUACACUGAUGAGGUCACACACAGCGAGUGUUUUGGGCUUUAGUGUGGACUGCGUUAGACGGCGGGUCACCACAGUGUCCAGAGACAGCACUGUACGAGUGUGGGACAUGGACACCAUGCAACAGCUCUAUGAUUUUGUUUCUGAUGACGAUGAAAGUCCCUGUUCAGUUGCGUUCCAUCCCAGCAUGCCUCUCUUCGCCUGUGGAUCGAGCUCUGGAACUGUCAGGGUGUUUGAUAUCCAAACAUCAAGCCUAAUUGCCCAGCACAGGUACAUACACACUCUCAAACACUCAUUUGUUCUGACAAAUCAACACUUUUUUUCAUUUGUAUGUGUGUUUGAGUGUUGUUUUUUGUUGGAUUUGAUGGUGUGCUUGAAUGCUGGAUUUGAUGACGUUCAGAUGAUGAAUGAGAUCAAGAAUGUGUCCAUUUUCUCCUCCAGGUGUUAUUUGUUUGGUCACUGUAGGCGACGCCCUCUUCUUCUGGGACUUCCUGGCACCUCCACAGGAAGCUGCACACUUCAAGAUUUUUUUAUAAAAGUCUUCCCUCAUAAAUCAGAUCACAGUUGGGCGGAGCUAAAUGGAGCCGAGCUGUCCAAUGAGAGUCCUCGAAAGGCAUUGUUUCAGCCCUCCUCACCGCCUGUCAUGAAUUUUCUUUCCAGUGCUCUGAAGGACAGCGAAGGUUUCCUAUGCGAUUCUACUGCUGAACUACAGCUUAGUCCCGCCACAGGCCACGCCCACUCCCCUCCUCCCAAACACACCUCCUUCCUCAGAGUUACAGAGUGGGUGAAGGACGAGGACACGCCCACACUCCCAGCUAACCAAUCAAGGAUGGAGAAAAUACAAGACAAUCACACAGCAGUCCGUCCAGACUGUUAUAAACACUUCACUCCACGUUUUAAGACUUCUGUGUUAGACCGGACCACAGUAGCUCCGCCCUCAGGACAGGCGGGGCUAAGUCUCAAGGCUGUGAUUGGCUAUAAUGGCAAUGGGCGUAACAAUAUGGUCUGGAAUCCAGACACAGGUUUAUUUGUGUACACAUGUGGGUGUGUUGUCGUCGUUGAGGAUCUUCACACAGGCUCACAGAAACAGUGGUUCGGCCACACAGAGGAGAUCUCAACGCUCGCCAUCACCCAUGAUGCACAGACGGUUGCAUCUGCAUCAGGGGGCGGAGCUUCUCACAGCAGCCUCAUCUGCAUAUGGAACGCUUCAGAUGGCUCCUGUAGAAACCGCCUUUCUUACCACAAGGGAGCAGUGCAAAGCCUGACUUUUUCCAGGGAUGACAUGUACCUGCUCUCAGUGGGUUCUUUUUCGGAGCCGGUGGUGGCGCUGUGGGGCACACGAUCGUUUGAGCUGCUCUGUACCGUUCAGAUAUCCGUCCCGCUGCAUGAUGCCUCUUUCUGUCCAUUCACUGCCGGUGAGCUGACACUCGUCGGCAGCAGUGCUGUUGUGUUUACUCAAAUACAAACACAGGAUAACAGCACUGAACUUCAGGUGCAGAAAGUAAGCUUACCUGAUGCGGUCGGGGAGGCGGAGGUGACAUCACUGUGCUAUAGCACUCGCCGGGUCCUGUACACGGGCACAAACAGCGGCCACGUGUGUGUGUGGGACUGUAACACACAGCGCUGCUUUGUGACCUGGGAAGCAGAUGGGGGAGAGAUAGGUGUGUUGGUUUGCCGUGAGAAUAAGCUGGUCACAGGCAGUAACACCAAAAAAUUGAGACUGUGGUCUGUAGCUUCGGUCCAGAAUCUCAGUGAUGCAAAUAACAAGAGCAGCAGAACACAGGAGGAUGGAGCUCAGGUGCAGCUGGAACAAGAACUGCUGUUGGAUGGGACAGUGGUCAGUGCAGCGUUUGAUGAUGUCAUGGACAUGGGGAUUGUGGGUACGACAGCAGGAACCCUGUGGUACAUCAACUGGGCCGACAGCACCAGUAUACGGCUGAUCAGCGGACAUAAGAGCAAGGUGAACGGUGUGGUUUGCAGUCCAGAUGAGCAGCAUUUUGCCACCUGUGGGCAGGACGGCAGUGUGAGAGUUUGGGCGCUGCAGAGCCACGAGCUGCUGGUGCAGUUUCAGGUGCUGAACCAGAGCUGUGAGUGUGUGUGUUGGUCUCCUCCGAGGGGUGUGUAUGAGCCCAGCGGACGCGUGUGUGUUGCGGGUGGUUACAGUGACGGGACUGUGAGGAUCUUCAGUCUGGAGUCUGCCGAGAUGGAGCUGAAACUACAACCUCAGCCUGUGUCUGUGUGCGCGCUGCAGUACUCACACUACGGUCAUGUGCUGUUGUCUGGUGGUCGUGAUGGUCUCAUUACUGUCAGCAGUCCCGUCACUGGAGUCACUGUACGCACCAUCCGUGAUCACAAGGGGGCGCCCAUAACUACAGUGCAGUGCACCAGCAAACAGUAUAAGGAGUUUGGACUGGAGGGGAAUGAGCUCUGGUUGGCUGUAAGCACAGACAGGCGUGUCAGCAUCUGGGCUGCUGAUUGGAUGAAGGAUAAAUGCGAGCUGCUUGAUUGGCUGACAUUUCCAGCACCCAGCUCACCAGAGGAUGCUCUGGCAUUACCACCCAGUUUGGCUGCGUUCAGCCCCAGCGAGAGAGGAACAGUUUUGAGGAUGAUCUCUCUGGCUGAUUGGGCGCUCUGUCUCGGUCUCUGCUCGACUGGAAGACUGAUCGCUGCUGGAUCAAACCAGCUGAAGCUGAUUGAUUCGUCCAGCGGGUGUUUUCAGGAUUUCAUGUCUCAGAGUGACUCGGUUCACGUGUGCAGCUUCAGUUGGUCUGGAUCUCAGCUCUUCACUGCUGCUCGUGAUGAGCUCUUACUGUGGACUGUGAACGGGUGUUGUUUGGCAGAUCCAGAUGAGCAGCAUUUUGCCACUCGUGGGCCAAGGACGGCAGUGGGUGUGUAUGAGCCCAGCGGACGCGUGUGUGUUGCGGGUGGUUACAGUGACGGGACUGUGAGGAUCUUCAGUCUGGAGUCUGCCGAGAUGGGGAUGAAACUACAACCUCAGCCUGUGUCUUUGUGGCGCGCGGGCAGUACUCACACUACGGUCAUGUGCUGUUGUCUGGUGGUCGUGAUGUAUAAGGAGUUUGGACUGGAGGGGAAUGAGCUCUGGUUGGCUGUAAGCACAGACAGGCGUGUCAGCAUCUGGGCUGCUGAUUGGAUGAAGGAUAAAUGCGAGCUGCUUGAUUGGCUGACAUUUCCAGCACCCAGCUCACCAGAGGAUGCUCUGGCAUUACCACCCAGUUUGGCUGCGUUCAGCCCCAGCGAGAGAGGAACAGUGGUUUAUACCGGCUACGCUGUGGAAAAAGAGAUCAUCUUUUACUGCCUUUACAAAAAACAGGUUUUGAGGAUGAUCUCUCUGGCUGAUUGGGCGCUCUGUCUCGGUCUCUGCUCGACUGGAAGACUGAUCGCUGCUGGAUCAAACCAGCGUGUCCUGAAGCUGAUUCAUUCGUCCAGCGGGCGUUUUCAGGAUUUCACGUGUCACAGUGACUCGGUUCACGUGUGCAGCUUCAGCUGGUCUGGAUCUCAGCUCUUCACCGCCGCUCAUAACGAGCUCUUACUGUGGACUGUACACGGAUUAUAAUGCUGACACAACACUAAUGCUAGAGUUGGAGAGUUUGACCCUUUUAUUUUGGAUUGCACCAGUUACUCUAGAGUCAGAGUCAGUUUUUCUGUUCAGUAGAAAUGUUGCAUUGAUGUAGCAGAGCAGUUUUGCCAAUGUUUUACAUCCGGUUAGCGUGACUUGAAGUUGAAAUUAUAGGAGUUUUUUUAAUCUUUUAAUUUGUUUUUAAUGUUUUUGAUACACUUGUAUACUUGUAUACUCGGUUUUUAUACUUUUACACAGUUUCAAAUUAUUUUGCUAGUGAGAAAGACCCUGGAAUUGUUAUGCACUUUGAGCCUCAGAAAUAAAAUUCAUAAAAACUGAA
Messenger RNA from Cyprinus carpio (common carp), 6435 nucleotides. RefSeq names its product WD repeat domain 90 (gene wdr90). Lineage: Eukaryota; Metazoa; Chordata; Actinopteri; Cypriniformes; Cyprinidae. The transcript has 45 exons. Bases 312 to 6092 code for a protein of 1926 amino acids. Gene Ontology annotation, cellular component: centriole. Gene Ontology annotation, molecular function: protein binding. The record is from RefSeq and is a predicted model, not a curated record.